AUGUUAUUUCAUUAUUUCAUUUUUAAUACCAUAUGCUUAUCUUUAAUUUUCACUGUCAAUUAUUUUUACGUAUUUCUGGUAUUCUCAUUGUGCCUGAAAAAGGCUGGUUUGGCCAGCCGAAAUAUAGUACACCUUAGAAAAAAUCAUCCUACGUUGUCUUGGUUUCUGCUUUUAUAUUCUCCAUUUAUAUGUGAGGCCGAUUAGAGGUCUCGAAUCGCCAUGCUAUUUGUUUUUGUACACCAUGAAUUCAUGAAACACGUAAUUGUUUUACGACGAUUUUCCGGAAGUAUGCUAAAAUCUGCUGAGCUAGCGUAACAAUAACAAUGAAAUAUUUGUCACACUUUCACUUAUCUCGCGUAACGCGGCCAUGCCAAGGGUAGGCGGUGAACGCAAGCCACAUUGCUGUGCUAACUUGAGCAAGGGCCUUAAGUGAAAGUGUGAUAAAUGUUCCUCUGAUAGAAAUUAGAGGACCCAAGCUGGUCGUUUAUCGGUUGGUUAUCGAUUGUCCGAUAGCAAUCGAUAAUAGCUACAAUAAUAAACUACAAUAUUUGUAAUCGAUUUCCCAUGACAGAUCACGCCAGGUUACGGAAGCCCGAUUACGCGGACGUCACUGGUGCCGAAAAUUGUUGUCGUAUGUCAUCGAGUGUCGAGUAAGGGGAAUUUUAUUCUAUCACUUUCGAUUCUUGGAUUACAUCAUUGCUAUUGUCGAUGUGCAUAAGAGGUCCAGUAAAAUCGUUUUGAUAGUAUACUUUAAGAAAGGACAGAAAGGUUUUUCAGAGAUAUUGCUUGGAAUAUCAUGCAAGGGUUUGCCUAUACACGCUACUCGACUGUGUGGACAUACGUGGCGACUUUUAUCGUGUGGCUCAGUUUAGCCUACAUACCCACUGAAGGAGGCACUUGCUUCGAUGAACGUCUAAACUAUCGCUGCGAGGGUCUAAAUAGAGUGGAUAAGUCCAUCAAGGAUGUUGAAUGGAGAGCUAAAAAUUCUAAAAGCAACCAAUGGAUUCGGACCACUUACUGCAAUGGGUUUAUGACCUGUAUAGUCGAGCAACCAAUGUUACCAAACGGAGUCAAAGUGACGAACAUUUCCAACGGUACCCUGACGUUACAACCCUCAGCGAAGACCGUGACUGAUGACAUCAUUGAGUUAAAAUGUCUGGUUCAUUACACGGACUCUACCAUAAAUACUCCUCGUGUUGUCAAGAUCCACUACAGCAACUUUACCGUCUGUAUCAGGGCUCAGAAAGCUUCGGACGUAAACUUCACCAAGGUCUUGAGGAACAUAUUACCAUGGCAACGAGUCGUAGAUAUCGAAUUUUACGACACCAACAAAAGCAAGCUUGCGUACUGUCACACAAGUAACUGCAUAAAGGAAUCAAUCGGAAGCAGCGAUGCAGUUCCAGUUUUCUGGAACAGAUUACGGGUCAAACACGGCUCGUUACUGCUGACCAGAAUUAACGAGAGUGACGACGAGCUCGAGAUUAGAGUCAAAGUGCACUUGAAUGAUGAUUCAGCACGUGUUUACACCUUCGAGAUCCUUGUGGUGAACGGUUCUCAAGAAACCGCGAUAGCAUCACUUGCAACAGCAACAGCAACACCAACAGCAAUUCUAACAACAACACCAACAGCAACACUGGCCGUAACAGCAACAGCAACACCAACGGAAACUAAAAGUUCCAGUACUCCUCCUUCUUGGCAUCCUGAAACACCAACAACCGAAAGUAUUCGUGGGUUAAAAAGUGUUUCAGCUGUACUUGGACAAGACUGGACAGCGGUUUUGAUAGUGGUAGCCGUCUUCCUUGGCAUCGUAUUUGGAGACUGAAGAGAUUAGCUGUUUUCGAUAAAUUAUAAUUCAGCCUGGCAGAGAGCUUAAGAAAUUGAAUGACUAUGUUUAUUCAUUUCUCUUGUUCUUGUCUCGAGGCCUCACUAUCAAGCCGAAUGAGGCUAUUGGCUAAGUUUAAAUAACUGUGAUUCUGGAUUGGAGAGUGGACUUUCUUACGCUGUGUCUUAAAGGGGGAAUUUCCGGUUAGAUCACUACAUGGUCAGAUCGUUUCAAGUCAGAUCGUUCCACAAAAGAUCAUUUCGCUCACAAAAUGACAAGAGAACUUUCUUCCUGAAAGAUAAACGACGCACUCAAUGUUUAUAUCGUUUCACGGACCGAGUUUAUACAAAUUUCCAUCUUCCUUGACUGUGUUCAAACUUACUUUUCCAGGUCCCGGUUCGAGGAACGAUCUGACUUGAAACGAUCGAUCUGAUCAUGAAACCAUCUAACAGGAUACCUAAAUCGGUCUUAAGUGUUCCCACCGUAACAUUAGUCAUAGAAGUUAGUCGCACAAAAUGUUUAAUUUUCACUCUCAACAAUUAACUCCAGCAUUUUAGAGCAACGACGUAAUGCAGUUGAGUGUUUUAGUUUACAAUGGGUUAUUUUAGUCUAGAUCUUUUACAGCAGAACCGCGUUUUUGACAAUGACUCGGAUGGAUUGUUAGAUAAUGUGGAGUAAUAAGCCUGAAAUUUUAUAUUCAAUUUUACUUGCCAUUUAUUUAUUCUAGCUCAUACUUAUUUUUUAGAGCACGUUAUUAAUAUACAGUAUAUAUUUUUAAGGUAGUACUAGACGUUGAUGCAGAUAUACUUUAAGUUCAUGUACAGUACGAAAACUUUACUUUAUUACGUAUUUAUUGACG
Orbicella faveolata is the source of this 2681-nucleotide messenger RNA. RefSeq lists its product as uncharacterized. The record is from RefSeq and is a predicted model, not a curated record. NCBI's taxonomy places the organism in Eukaryota, Metazoa, Cnidaria, Anthozoa, Scleractinia, Merulinidae.